GAGAACAACGUGGCGUGGCGUGUUUCCAUCGCGGAUAGUGGGUCAUGUUUAGGACAUUAACACAUUCCAUUUGGUGUCAUGAGAGUUCUGUUUUUAACUAGCCUUUGUCCAAAGACUGGGAACUGUACCACUGCCGAAAGAAUAAGGUGUCACGUCGAGGCUGCAGGUCACGAAUGCAUUCUCCGCAACUCCGCAGACUUCAAAGAAAAGUCUGAUGUCACCGCCCUCCUGGCACGGGAGCCUGGGAUUGAUGCUGCCCUUGCCAUUCACCUGUACAAGGGAGGAAGGCAUCUUCUUGAUCUCCACGUCCCCUUUGGCGUUGUCUUUGGGGGGACGGAUGUCAAUGAAGAUGUGAAAGACGAGAAGAAGCGAGCAGUGAUGGAGCGGGUGCUGAAGAGAGCCAGGUUCGGGGUGGCCUUCACGCAGCAGAUGAAGGCGGAUGCGGAGAGUCUCUUGAUGUCUGAGAGCAGUAAGAUCCGCAUCCAGCCGCAAGGCAUUGAGACCCGGGCCGCGACAGACUUCAGCUGGAGAGAGUUCCUGCGGUGCUCAGGUGUGGAGUCAGAGGAGGUGGAGGGCCUGUGUGUGUUCCUGUUGGUGUGUGGGCUGCGUAGAGUGAAGGACCCGCUCUACCUCCUCAAGGCUUUCUCAGAGUGGCAUGCCAGCAGUCCUCAUGUGAUCUUCAUUAUCAUUGGACCAAAGAUGGAUCCGGUGUUCUCUGGUGAAGUGGAACAUAGGGUGCAGAGGUGAGAAUCUACUGCUGUCACGUCCGUUAAAGUCGAGAAAUAGAAAAUGAAAGGGAGCUUACAGGGCUUAUGUCACAACUGCGUACUACCGCCAGAUAUCAACUCUGCUGCUGUUCUGGAGGAACUGCAUCGUCUUUGGAGAAACGGAGCAUGGAACGGAAGCAUGGAACGGAAGCAUGACCGGAAGCUA
Messenger RNA from Engraulis encrasicolus (European anchovy), 933 nucleotides. RefSeq names its product glycosyltransferase 1 domain containing 1 (gene glt1d1). Lineage: Eukaryota; Metazoa; Chordata; Actinopteri; Clupeiformes; Engraulidae. The record is from RefSeq and is a predicted model, not a curated record. The coding region runs from base 79 to 747 and encodes 222 amino acids. The transcript has 9 exons.